Messenger RNA from Cyanidioschyzon merolae strain 10D, 4065 nucleotides. Its product is annotated as similar to histone methyltransferase Set2p. The transcript has a single exon. NCBI's taxonomy places the organism in Eukaryota, Rhodophyta, Bangiophyceae, Cyanidiales, Cyanidiaceae. Gene Ontology annotation, biological process: regulation of DNA-templated transcription. The record is from RefSeq and is a predicted model, not a curated record. Gene Ontology annotation, molecular function: zinc ion binding; protein binding; histone H3K36 methyltransferase activity. The coding region runs from base 1 to 4065 and encodes 1354 amino acids. Gene Ontology annotation, cellular component: nucleus; chromatin.
AUGCUGGGGCGCAAAACGUCAACCCCGACUGACGCUGCCGUAGCGCUUCCAGUUUGGCUGAAGCGAGGUCGCUGCGUCGAGGUACGCACCGCAGAAGGACUCUGGGAGAGCGGCACCGUCCAAUCCAUUCGAGAACGUGACGGUGAGAUCUGGAUUAAGCUGCGGCUUUUUGGGAAAGAAGCAAGUUAUCCGCUUCGUAACGUUCACUUGCGCUGUGGUUCCCAGGAGUUUCCCACAGCUAUCGCGGACGAACGGAAAAAGACUGAAACCCUAGGGUGCAAAAACGGCACGGUUUCGGUAACCAAUGGUCACGCUCCAGAGUGUACGGGCUCGGUGUCGAGUUCGCCACAGCAACCGACACGUCCUUGUUUUGCAGCUGAACUUUUGUCCCAGAGGCGCUCUCCUGGCCCUAACGCUGAAAGCGUCCCCGUGCUCGCACCGAAUACCCAAAGCCUCGACGAGGUGCUGCUGCAGCGCUCGGACUGGCAAGAAGCUGCAAAAAAACUAGUGGAGUUGUUCGCGCUCAAUGACUUCACGCUCUAUGCCUCACUGCUGAAGAUCGACUUGACAACAGAUGCGGUCUGCUUUCAAGUAUCACCGUGUCUCGACCGCGUUGACUUGCUGGAACUCAUUGUCCACGAGUGUCGGGCGCAGCGCUCACAGCGCCUCAACGCGAUAUCAUUGCCGUCCGCUGGGGUAACUGUGCAACAGCCCGCAUUGCCAGAAGCUGUAUUCGCAGAGCUGCUCUCGACAGUCACUUUUCUCUGUGAUGGCGAGCACCCAGAGACAAAGCACUUGCUUGCCUGCCUGCAGAGGCGCGGCGAACUGCUUCCGACGCUGCAGGCAUACAUCUGCGAGCGCUUGCAUGACUUGGUUGGUGCUGCCCGAAAAGCCGCACGCGCACCGCAAGAGGAACGGAUGACGAGCCCAGAGAAAUCGUCGAGGCUGGUAACCGAUGCAUCCAGUGGCGCUGCGGAGCAUCUGAAAGUACCGCAGACCCUGGGCGAUCCCUCUUUCAUCGCUUUGAAUUUGUUCAUUACUGCAUCAAAUCUUCUCGAUACUGCAAUCCGUGACCUGGCGAAGGAGCAACGAGCGCUUCCACCUGCGACCUCUGGGCAAGAGCGGAACGCUUCCCUGGCUCGUGGCGUUCUGGAGGCGCUCCUCCCGUCGCCUGCGUUCAUGCAAAAGCAUCUCGUGACCGUACUCGAUUGGGUUGACCUGCUCCAGCAGGAGUCCUCCACGAGUCCGAAAAGCGUCAUGGGAGAGCGACUCGCGGAGGAACUCGACGAGCAUCUGCGGCUAUUGCUGGGUGGCUGGAUGCUCAUGACCGACUCCGACCUGGCGGCGCUUUCGGUUGUGGUCUCGGAUCUGCGGAUUGCGCAACACUUCUUCCGUCUCUACUCAGUGGAGAGAUUACUUGACUCGCUGAGCCGCAGCGAUCAAGAACGACUCCGAGGUGAGACUGAUGAGGUCGAUCCGGCGCUCUGGGCGAUGGUGCGCAUCUGGCCUGAUCUUGUAGCUGCCCAGGAGCUGUGUUGGUUGCCCAACAGCGGGUACACGCUGCUUCUGCACUGCCAGAAGAUCUGCAAGGAGGCCUGGGGCACCAGUUCGGCCCGGCAGCUGGAGCGCUACGGCGCAAGCACCCUCAGGCAUCAACUUUUGGAGACCUUCACCCGUCUGUGUUGUGCGGAUUCCAAGCUCCUGCUUCGAGCGCUCAGCGAAGCGAGUGCAGUAUCGACCUGGGCAGACCUGCUGAGGCGUCUCUGGGAACUGCUGACAGAGGGCCUGCGCGAAGACGACAUCGAGGAUUCGUCCAGCGACGAGACUCUCACCGAAGACGCCCUUGCACAACAGACGAUGCGCGUCGUUCGAGAUGCCUUCUUCCCAGCGGUGAUGCGCUUUCUGGCCAGCUGCCACGUAGCCUGUUUGCGCGAAUCGUCCGAGCUGUUUCUGCAACGAGUCUGCAAUGCCUUGGGCUUCUCCAGUCGCCGCGGACUCGAUCGACUACUGGCGGUUCUCCGGCGACUGCCGCUUGUCGCUGGACGCCUGACCAAUACCGACGAUCGCGCUGCCUACAUGGUGCUCCUCCACGGAUUGGAGAAUCGGCGACGGGAGGCGUCGGUUGCAGCGGGCUUGCACCCUCUCCACACCAGUGUAGAAGCAGUAGACGUGUCGCAGGAAAGGCCGUCGACAGCACCUGACGCCGCUGAGCCUUCCACUUGUCUCCGACUGCCAGACUGGGACUGGUCCCGUUUGUCCGCUGGAGACUUUGGCGAGCGUAGCUGGUAUACGCUGCUCUCCUACCGACUGGCCAUUCUCGAGGACAGGAAGCAGCGGAUGCUGGAUACGGAUGACGGGAAACCGUCACCGUUUAUCCAUUUAACGGCGAACGAGUAUCUGGUUCCACCGUCCGUUGCACCAGCACAUGCCGAUGUGUGUCAGUGCAUUGGAGCAUGCGUACCCGGAGUCUGCCUGAACAGCACUGUGUGCGUGGAAUGCAAUCCGGCGACAUGCCCAGUUGCUCGGUCGCGGAGCAGUACGGAUCCGCAAUGUGGCAACAUGCGAUUCCAGCGACAAGCCUAUGCUCCCGUGGAGCUCUUCUUCAGUCCAAACGGCCGUGGUUGUGGUAUCCGCAGCCGAGCGCCGCUCAAGAAAGGUGACUUUAUCGUGGAGUACAUGGGUGAAGUGAUUGGCCCGACGGAACUUGCUCGCCGGAAGCGCGAUCACGCCCUCGAACGACAUGUCUAUUUCAUGACGCUUGACCAGAGCACGUUUCUCGAUGCAAGUCGCAAAGGAACCUGGGGUCGGUUUCUGAACCACUCGUGCGAGCCGAACUGCCACACGCAGAAAUGGCUCGUGCUUGGCAAAGUUCGCGUCGGUAUCUUUGCCAGUCGUGAUAUCGCGGCUGGCGAGGAGCUCACCUUCGACUACCGAAUGGAGAGACGCGCUGCUGCUGCUGCUGCCGCCGAGGAGACGUCGCUGUUGCAGCGGGUAUCACCGCGUCGCGACCUGGAUCUUAAUGAGAGCGACGCUUCUGUUCCGAUUCGAUGCCUCUGUCAAGCAGCCUCGUGCAGCGGUUGGAUCAGCGGGGGACCCUUCGCCAGCGCGCUCGACGAACAACAGGCGAUGGAGGCGGUUGAGCAUCGCCGUGCUGCCUCGUUGCAACACAUUACCGAGCAGAUUGCGGGGAUCAGAAAAGCCCUAGGGCCUCGUCGACGAUCAGUUUCAGCGGAAGAGGAUACCGGGGCGGCCGUCGACGCCGCCGCCAAGCUUCUCCUCACCGCCUGGGACGACGGCGACGACGACAUGAAUCGCGAGACACCAGCAGCAGGGGGUCAGCAGGUGCCGGCUUCUGCAUCGGUGACAUCCGCUAUGCUGGUGGAUGUAUCCGCUGUGCCGUAUAUUCCGCGGCGGAAACGAGCGUUUCCCCAGGACGACACCACGGACGCGAAAAGGACGCAGCGCUCCGAGGGAAACGUCGCGUCGUCGUCGUCGUCGUCGGAAGAACGUGCAGCAAUGCAACAGCAUGCCGCGCUUCCCGACAGGAACGGUGCUGAUAAGCACUCGGGUCGCGAGUCUGCGACAGAACAAGCGGCUGCGCCCGCGGGCACCAGUAUCAUCGAAAAAAGCGCUCCGGAGGGAGUCGUUGCCGGUGUAUCACAUCGUUCCGCGAGGAUCACUUGUUUUGCUUGCGGCAAAAUCGGCCAUAAGCGGCGAGACUGCCCUGCUUCGAAAGCAGGUAUUCCUCGUCUGCCGUCGAUCGGUCGCAUUGCAUCGAACGGAAUCACUGAGCAGAAGCAAGCUGCAGGUCAAAUGUUUCAGGGACGAAACAUGUGCUCGACCAUACAUCCGAAAGACGCCGCGGGAAGGCCGGUACAGCACGACCCCAGCGCACAGUGGGCACGUUCAGCGGUUCACGCGAGUUCGGUGCCGCUGGAGACAUCUCUGCAAACGCUACAACAACAGGGCUCCGCUUAUGGCAUGUUCCGUUUUGAAACGAGCACGUAUCGAGGUGUUCUCGACGGCUACGCGAGCGACGCAAGCUGUGGACAGGAGCAUCGUUGA